Messenger RNA from Musa acuminata subsp. malaccensis (wild Malaysian banana), 1680 nucleotides. Its product is annotated as protein RGF1 INDUCIBLE TRANSCRIPTION FACTOR 1-like. The record is from RefSeq and is a predicted model, not a curated record. Lineage: Eukaryota; Viridiplantae; Streptophyta; Magnoliopsida; Zingiberales; Musaceae.
CCACGCCCUCCGCGCGGGGCCCAGCCGAGCGUGCGCCGCCGCCCGCUGUCGCUGCCUCCCCUUGACCGCGCGUCGCCCGGGGGAGUCCAAUAGAAACUUCUGGAUCGAUGACGUCCGUGGGUCUCGCCGGCUCCUACGCAUCGUGUCGGGGAAGGAAUACGUGGGUGUGCUGUUCGAUGAUUGAGAUCAAACAGCAGAUGUGCCGUGGAGCUGCCACACCUUCCUUACGGGAGCCGCCUAUGAAGCGACGCAAGGACAGCACCAGACGGGCAAGUCAAACCCAACUCCUGUCGAUCCAACGGGUUUCGGUCCUCUUCGUCCGCCCAAGGCUCGAUCUUGACCGUUGAUCCAUGGCAUCACUCUUUUAUUAUGUUGUCUCCUCCUCUCACUCCGUUGUCGUUCGUUGUUUGUUCUUGCGUCGCCGAGUUCAAAAGCGUCUUCCUUCCCCUUUCCUCUCCCUGUAUACCCGUCGCCGUUCCUUGCUCGCCCGAUCACCGCCACGAGCCGCCGCCCUCGUCGCAGUGCCGGCAUUGAUCGGGCCCUGCCGGAUCGGGCCGACGGGGCGGCAAUGAUGAUGAGGCGGGUGGCGGCAUCGCUGGUGCCGCCGUGGCUGGAGCCCCUCCUCUCCGCCCACUUCUUUACUGCUUGCCCCCUCCACCGGGACGCUCCCCGCAGCGAGUGCAACAUGUUCUGCAUCGAUUGCGGCCCCGCCUCGUCUUCUUUCUGCUUCUACUGCCGCUCCGACAGCCACGCCGGCCACCGCGUCAUCCAGAUACGGCGGUCGUCGUACCACGACGUGGUGCGGGUGGCGGAGAUCCAGAAGAUGCUCGACAUCAGCGGCGUCCAGACCUACGUCAUUAACAGCGCGCCCGUGCUCUUCCUCAACGAGCGGCCGCAGCCGCGCGGGGGCGGACGCGGAGGCGGCGCCUCCGCUGCUUCCUCAUCCACCUCAACCCCUUACACCUGCGAGAUCUGCUCCCGCUCGCUCCUCGAUCCCUUCCGCUUCUGCUCCCUCGGCUGCAAGGAAAUAGUACGACCGACACAAAUUCUUUACUUCCAAAGCUGCUCGUCGUCAACCAGAAGCCAAAGGAAGUAUACGCUGCAGCAGCAACAGCACUGUCUUUACCUUUUCACCUCCAUGGUCGGGACUCGUUCGCAGACACUUGUGGUAACCUUAACCCAAACACGGUUGAGGAAAGCUCGGUAUCUUCUUCGUUCAUCGGAAAAGGCAGUCGAGGGAGAUAAGAAAUACAAGUAGGUCCAAAAGAUCAAGCAUGUACUUCCAAUCACCUCAGAGUAGGGUGGUGUGCGCCGAGGCUGUGCAUUGCAAUCAAUGGGAGCAGGACCCGGUGGGGCGAACCCAGCACAUGGAUGAUGAUUGGGAUUUGGAGUGGAAACAUUUGUUGGAGCAAUUACUUUUACAGGAAGAAGAGAAGAGACCACAAGUAGUUUACAUAAAAUACCACACUGUGGAGUCCCCUCCGAAAGGACCACCAUGGCUUUUCACAUCUCGGGUGAGGACCACGAUGGAGAAGACAGAGGGGAGGAGGGGAGGAGUGUUUAGUUCCAUGGCUAGUUUAGUCGAUUAGGUCUGUGGUCGAGUUGCAUUAUUGGGUGGGUUGUUGUCACACACCAUCUUGCACAUCUGUCAAUCACUAAGAACAAUAAGAAUCAAUUGAU